Enterobius vermicularis (human pinworm) is the source of this 942-nucleotide messenger RNA. The record is from the annotation of a GenBank genome assembly. Lineage: Eukaryota; Metazoa; Nematoda; Chromadorea; Rhabditida; Oxyuridae.
AUGUCAACUUGGUUCCCUUUUUUAAGGUUGAACAAAACUGAUGAGGACGUUGAGGAGGGGAGAAGUGAAGAAAAUAAUGAAGAAGACCUUUCUGAGGAAACAAGACUUAUUGAAGCCGAUCUUUCUGCGCUAGAUGAUCUUAAUGAAGAACAAAGAAAUAAAAUUAAAGAGGUGUUAAGACGUGCAGAAAUAUCUCGGAAAGAAGCUCGAAUAGUUUUAGACUCAAAAAAGUUGCAGAGGUUUAGAGAACCAUCAUUUCGAGGUACAUUUAGUGAAGAUGACAGCUUGUUUACCGUCGAAAGCGAAGCGCAACUUGUCCAAAUGGACUCGCUACCAGAAAACCUUGAAGUAGUGGUUGCGCCAGCACCACCGGGAUCGAUUGCAAGUUCUUGCACCGACUGGCCUCAUUCAUCUUUAAGUAGCGCAAUUAGCUCUGGUAUUGCCAGUCCAGCACAUUACGCUACCUUUGAGAUGAAAGAUUUAAGUGAGCAUAUCGUAAGAUGGAUCAAAAGCCUUGACACUGACGAAGAGGGCGAGCCAGUAAGUAUGAUAGAAGGCGAAGUAAAGAUAGCUGCACAUCACUGUGGGUUACCUGAAGAGAUCGCUGUUUAUGCUACUGCAACAGCUAACAGGAUCUGUGAAGCUGCUGCACUUCUCUUUUCAACUAUACCAUCAACAUCUAAACAGUCAUUUCCUUUAGUUGAAGCCUUCUACUCCAACUUUUGCAAACAGAUAUUUGAAAUAGUUUACCAAGAAAUUAAAAAGCGUUACAAGAAUAAAAACACUAAAAUGGUUGACGACUACUGUUCUGCCCUGGUAUCAGAAUUAUUUGUGCAGUGUUAUGCAUGUCUGAAGGAAGAUGAAGCAGCCGCUGCUACUUGCCAUACUAAUAGUACAAGGCAAUUAUUUGGUGAGAGUUUUCUGUUUACCGCAGGUUUUUGA